CUAGAUUCUACUGUGUGAUGAUUGAUACGCUUAUACGGUUUGAUCUAACCAUUCAAGGAUCUGGUCUUCACAGGUUGUGUGGAGUCUCAACAUGGCAACGGGACAACUCUUCUCACGCUCCACUCAAGCCUUGUUCUACAACUACAAGCAACUCCCCGUCCAACGGAUGCUUGAUUUUGAUUUUCUUUGCGGGAGGGAAACACCUUCUGUUGCUGGAAUAAUUAAUCCUGGUUCUGAGGGAUUUCAGAAACUCUUUUUUGGUCAAGAGGAAAUUGCAAUCCCUGUACAUUCGGCUAUUGAGACAGCUUGUGCUGCACAUCCAACUGCUGAUGUCUUCAUUAACUUUGCAUCAUUUAGAAGUGCGGCUGCCUCAUCAAUGGCUGCUCUGAAACAGCCAACCAUUAGGGUUGUCGCAAUAAUAGCUGAAGGUGUUCCAGAAUCUGACACCAAGCAAUUGAUUGCUUAUGCCCGUGCAAACAAUAAGGUUGUCAUUGGCCCUGCUACUGUUGGAGGUAUUCAAGCAGGAGCUUUUAAGAUUGGUGACACUGCUGGAACAAUUGACAACAUCACCCAAUGCAAGCUUUACAGGCCUGGAUCUGUUGGUUUUGUCUCAAAAUCUGGUGGUAUGUCUAACGAAAUGUACAACACUAUUGCCCGUGUAACAGAUGGUAUUUAUGAAGGUAUUGCAAUUGGAGGCGAUGUGUUCCCUGGCUCUACUCUGUCAGAUCAUGUUUUGCGGUUUAGCAAUAUUCCCCAAGUAAAAAUGAUGGUUGUACUUGGCGAACUUGGUGGGCGAGAUGAAUAUUCUCUUGUUGAGGCCCUGAAACAGGGAAAAGUGACCAAACCAGUGGUUGCUUGGGUUAGUGGAACUUGUGCUCGACUCUUCAAGUCAGAAGUACAGUUUGGUCAUGCUGGGGCCAAAAGUGGUGGUGAAAUGGAAUCUGCACAAGCCAAGAAUCAAGCCCUACGGGAUGCUGGAGCUGUUGUUCCCACUUCAUAUGAAGCUUUUGAAGCUGCAAUCAAGGAAACAUUUGAGAAGUUGGUUGAAGAGGGGAAGAUUGCUCCUGUCAAGGAAGUGAAGCCUCCACAAAUCCCUGAGGAUCUUAACUCUGCAAUUAAAAGUGGCAAAGUUCGGGCACCCACUCAUAUUAUUUCUACCAUCUCUGAUGACAGGGGUGAGGAGCCAUGCUAUGCGGGUGUGCCAAUGUCUUCUAUUGUUGAACAGGGUUAUGGUGUGGGUGAUGUAAUCUCACUUUUGUGGUUUAAACGUAGCCUUCCUCGAUAUUGCACCAAAUUUAUUGAGAUAUGUAUCAUGUUAUGUGCGGACCAUGGCCCCUGUGUUUCUGGUGCUCACAACACUAUUGUAACUGCUAGGGCUGGCAAGGACCUUGUUUCCAGCCUUGUUUCAGGUUUGCUUACGAUUGGUCCUCGAUUUGGUGGUGCUAUUGAUGAUGCUGCACGAUACUUCAAGGAUGCAUAUGACAGGGGUCUUACACCAUAUGAAUUUGUUGAGGGCAUGAAAAAGAAGGGCAUCCGUGUGCCAGGAAUUGGACACAGGAUCAAACGGGGAGACAACAGAGAUAAGAGAGUAGAGUUGCUCCAAUUAUUUGCACGGACACAUUUCCCAUCAGUGAAGUAUAUGGAAUAUGCUGUUCAAGUUGAAACUUACACUCUCUCAAAGGCCAAUAACCUGGUCCUUAAUGUUGAUGGUGCAAUUGGGUCCCUUUUCUUGGAUCUCCUUGCUGGUAGUGGAAUGUUCAGCAAGCCAGAGAUUGAUGAGAUUGUUGAGAUUGGCUAUCUGAACGGGCUAUUCGUGCUGGCACGCUCCAUUGGUUUGAUUGGACACACCUUUGAUCAGAAGAGAUUGAAACAACCCCUAUAUCGCCAUCCAUGGGAAGACGUACUGUAUACCAAGUGAGAGAAAUCACCUAUUACAGGUGCAAGCACCUACUUGCUCUUGAGGAAACUUUUUUCCCCUUUUAACUUUGAUAUUGCUGAAUCUCCAAUUUGCUGAAAUUAUCAAUCAAUUCCCUAGGAAUAGUCUUGAUUGCUUCUCUAAUGGCAUGUUGAGUAUCUUCAUUUGUAAUCAUUUAUAAAAGGCAGUGAUGAAUCCAUAAGAUAUCCUUUAACUUCCUCAUCCAAUGAAAAAAGAACAAUUUACUAUGCAAGGGAAUCUCUUCAUCUCCUUGUAGGCUUCCAGUGUACUCAAAUAAGGUCCAAUGUGGACCUGAUCUGUCUUUUGGUUACCAAAAUAUCGCGAUUUUGUUGUUUUUUCUUGUAAUGAAAUGUUACUAGUAAUAGUGCUAUUUGUAUAA
Carica papaya (papaya) is the source of this 2315-nucleotide messenger RNA. It is a transcript of the gene ACLB-1, whose product is annotated as ATP-citrate lyase B-1. Gene Ontology annotation, molecular function: ATP citrate synthase activity. The record is from RefSeq and is a predicted model, not a curated record. NCBI's taxonomy places the organism in Eukaryota, Viridiplantae, Streptophyta, Magnoliopsida, Brassicales, Caricaceae. Gene Ontology annotation, cellular component: cytosol. Gene Ontology annotation, biological process: acetyl-CoA biosynthetic process; fatty acid biosynthetic process.